This is a messenger RNA of Drosophila miranda, 4249 nucleotides long. It is a transcript of the gene Oatp74D, whose product is annotated as solute carrier organic anion transporter family member 74D. Gene Ontology annotation, molecular function: protein binding. Gene Ontology annotation, cellular component: membrane. The record is from RefSeq and is a predicted model, not a curated record. Lineage: Eukaryota; Metazoa; Arthropoda; Insecta; Diptera; Drosophilidae. Gene Ontology annotation, biological process: sodium-independent organic anion transport; transmembrane transport. The transcript has 8 exons. The coding region runs from base 1043 to 3559 and encodes 838 amino acids.
UUUGUAUUCUUCGUGUUUUUUGCCCAGACGUCGAUGUAAGCGAACGCGUCGCUCGUUUCGGUUUCGGUUCCGUUUCGGUUUCCAAAUAAUUUUCAUAACUACUUAAAAGAUACAGAAAUUCUUUGCAAAACUAUCUGAAAGAUACAUCAAAGAUAAAACCUAGUUUAACAAUUUUCGAAUGCAUAUUUGGUCUUUUUUUUUUAAGUGCAAAUUCCUCCUUCCAGUGAGUGUUGCUUACGAAAAUUCCUUAUUCGAAAUUAAAGAUGUUUAAAAUUGAUAUCUAACAAAUUCUCAAUUGGCUGUUGUGUGAAUGUUUCCUCUUCUUUUUUUUAUCUAUCUGUACACGCGUAUAUACAAAUACAGAAAUACAGAAUUUAAUUUUUUCUAUUAUGUGUGCAAUUAUUAAAUAAAUAUACGGCCUCCCUCCAAUAAAAUAUUUUGGUGUGUGAAAAAACAAAAAAAAAAUACAGGAAAAAAGUGCGGGGCAGAGCGGAGAAGCCAGAGCCAGCCACAAAUUAAACGCGUAAAUUGCGUGGCAAAUUCUGAAUGAAAAAAUAAUAGAAACAGAGCCCGUGUCCGUGUCCGAGUCCGAGGAACGGAGAGCGAGAAGAGAAUCAGAAUCAGACGAGUUAGGCUUACCAGCCCCAAUACGGACAGCGACAACGCCCAAAAACUGACAAAUAAGCACUGCCAUAUUGCAACAAGGAGCAUCUACAAAUUAAACUGAUAGAAAGGACAAAAAACCAUAUAUCAACAGAGCAACCAAACUACCUCGAUUGCUGCUUGGCGCCAGCCAAUAAAAAAUAAUUUGAACCGAAUGAAGAACCAGAAGCCCAGUGAAAGUCCAUCUCCAAUGUAGGGGGGAAAAUGGAACAGGUAAUAACCAGUAGCAGGACCACUUAAAGGACAAAGGACAGGACGAAACCAGUACAGUUUCGCUUACACAGAGCACUCUCCAAACGCUUCCGCUCCGAAUCCAAUUAAGUCCCUUAGACGUACUUGAUCAAAGAACUCCAGUAGGAAACAGAUACCUUGAGGUAUAAUGAAGAGCAACGGGGAUGUGGAGGCGGCAACGCCUCAGCCUGUGGCAGGAUCAAAGGCCAGCAACGGUCAUGGUCACGGCCAGAGCAAUGGCAAUGGCAAUGGCAACGGCACUGGCAAUGGCAAUGGUUACCAUCAGAACGGAGGAAGACGCGACUCCACGCAGGCCUUUACGCCUCUUCUCGCCCAGCACAAUCAGACAAACGGCGAGGGGUUGGGCAACCAGGCCCCCCCGGCCACGCCCACAGGCAACACUGUGCUGUACGAGAGCACGCCCAGCAACAACAACGAGUGGAAGGCCUCGGAGGACAUCAAUAACCUUAAGAACGGCCUCGGGGGCCUGCUGAGCAGCAACAACAACGGCACUGGCAACGGGCACAGUCUCCGCGAGAAGUACGCCCACGAGCAGGCACCACUGACUGGGGGCUACAAGCUGCCAAAGCGCUCCAGCGAAUCGGAGGAGUCGGACGACUUUGAUUCGGACCUCAAUGGGGGCGCCGACGAGGGCUCCAGCUGCGGGCUGUUCGGCUGCCGGCCAAGAUGGGCGCGUCGGUUUGCCUCGACGCACGUGUUCAUGGUGGUGUUCCUGCUGGCGUACAUCCUGCAGGGCAUGUACAUGACCUACUUUGUGUCGGUGAUCACCACGAUCGAGAAGCUAUUCCAGAUCAAGUCCAAGACCACGGGCUUCCUGCUGAGCGCCAGCGAGAUGGGCCAGAUCUGCACGGCCAUGCUGCUCACGUAUUUUGCGGGACGGGGCCAUCGCCCCCGUUGGAUUGCCUGCGGCAUGGUGUUAUUCUCGAUUGCCGCCUUUGCCUGUGCCUUGCCCCACUUUAUCUUCGGGGAGCAGCUGAUGCACUCCAGCGUGAUCCUUCAGCAGCAGCAACAGGUGCUCCCUGCGCGAUCGGAGUCAUCUUCGUCUUUGAUGUGGCACAAUGCCACCCGAGAGAUGCUGAAUCCGAAUCUCUGCCAUUUGGGCGGUAAUGGUUCGCUGGCCGGCAGCGAGUGCAACGAGGAGCGGCAGCUGGAGCAGGCCUCCCACUCGAAGAUCACCGUCAUCGUCCUGUGCAUCUUCUUUGGCAGUUUGCUCAGCUCUGGCAUUGGCCAGACGGCCGUGGCCACCCUCGGAAUACCCUACAUCGAUGACAAUGUCGGCAGCAAGCAGUCGCCCAUGUACAUGGCCGUCACCAUUGGCAUGCGGAUCCUUGGACCCGCCUCCGGCUUCAUCUUUGGCAGCUUCUGCACGCGCUGGUACGUGAAUUUCUCGAAUCCCGGCUUCGAUGCCACCGAUCCGCGUUGGAUUGGCGCCUGGUGGCUGGGACCCGUGGCCAUUGGCAGCCUAAUGCUGUUAACCUCCAUUGCCAUGUUCUCGUUCCCCAAGCAGCUGCGGGGAAAGCAGCAGACCCAGGCCCAGGUGGUGGCCGCUGCGGCAGCUGCCCCCGAGCCAGAGGAGAAGCCCAAGCUCAAGGAUUUCCCCAAGACAGUGCGCCGGCAGCUGAGCAACGAUAUACUGAUGUUCCGCACUGCUUCCUGUGUGUUCCAUCUACUGCCCAUUGCCGGCCUGUACACGUUCCUGCCCAAGUACCUGGAGACACAGUUUCGGCUGGCCACCUACGAUGCCAACAUGAUUGCCGCCUUCUGCGGCAUCCUGGUCAUGGGCAUUGGCAUUGUCAUCUCUGGUCUGUUCAUACUGAAGCGCAAGCCAACGGCCCAGGGCGUGGCCGCCUGGAUUGCCUUUACCGCUUUGGUCUAUUCGGCGGGCAUGAUCAUCCUGAUGUUUAUUGGCUGCAGCAUGGAUGACUUUUCCGGCUACAAGGCUGGCAAUGCCCACAGUCCCGCUCUGAUCGAGCCCACUUGCAGCGCAGCAAUAAACUGUACCUGUGAUAAGGAGAACUUUGCACCGAUCUGUGCCGAUGGGACGAUGUAUAUAUCGGCCUGCCAUGCCGGCUGCAGCACCUCCUCGCUGCGGCCCAGCGACAAUCGCACACUCUACUCGGACUGUGCUUGCAUUCCAGAUGCUGCGGAGGCGGUCAACGGUUACUGUGAUAAUAACUGCAAGAACUUCAUCUACUUUAUACUGAUCUUUGCCAUUUGCGUAUUUAUGCAUUCCACCUCCGAGGUGGGCAGUAUGCUGCUCGUCAUGCGCUGUACACAUCCGAAAGACAAGGCCAUGGCCAUGGGUGUGAUACAGUCUGCCAUUGGCUUAUUCGGGAAUGUUCCUUGUCCGAUCAUUUAUGGGGCUGUGGUCGACUCGGCGUGCCUCAUCUGGAAGUCUGUGUGUGGCAAGCACGGUGCCUGCUCGCUCUACGAUGCGGAUACUUUCAGGCAUUAUUUCUUAGGAAUCACGGCCGGCAUCAUGUUUCUGGCUUUUCUGAUGGAUCUGGUGGUGUGGCGCAAGGCGCAUCGCAUUGAUAUCGCACCCGAAGACCCACAGGAAGGAGCGGCAGCGGCCAAUGGCCGGUCCCUAGAUGUGUCCGAGUCGAAGCAGCCCAUUACCCCGGCACCGGACACCACUGUCUAGUUAGAGGCGGGAUCUAGGGCGGGAUCAGAUGGGACAGGACGGGACACAGACAAGCAUUGCAGGAACUCUGCAAGAUUUCCAAUAAACGUUAAACCUUAAUUGUUAAUUAGUUAUCAUUUUGUCUAGUUUUUUAGCCUAGUGCAAGAGUUAUGUAAUUAGUUAAGUGGCAUAUACCCAUACCCAUACCCCUCUCCUUCUCUUCUCUAUUCUACAUACUCGUAGGACCUAGGGAAUACGAUUUUGAAAUCUGUGUAAAUCUCAACGUUAUAGUCGAAAAAAGGAUCGAAGAAAAUGUAAUUGUAGAAACACUAUCAAUACAUAUAUAUAUACCGAUAAAUGAUCGAAAAUUGUGCAAAAUGGCCAGAAAAAUUGAUAAAUCUGUAUGUAUAACUACUAUAUAUGUAUAUGUAACAGCUAUAUCUGGUGUAUCUGAUGUAUGUAUGUAUGUAUGUAUGUAUGUUUUUUUUUAUACUUAUACAUAUGUAACUGUAAUUACAAGUUAUACACUAGACAUUUACAUUUACAUAGUACAUUUACAUGUAUUGUAUGUAUGUAUGUAAUUGCAACCUAUCUGUGGUAGUUAAAUUUUAGUUAAAAUUCAAAUUAAAUGUCUAAGUUUGUCAUACAACCGCAACAGCAGCAACAAGAAUAUACGAAAAGAAAUUAAAUUGAAAACUAUAUACAAACAAA